AUGGCUGCGGAGCAGUGCAGUGGGCAGUCAGGCCCCCAGCAGCCCCCUGUGGAGAGUCAGGCUGAGGGCCCCCUGGCCACCAGCAGGAGUAGCAAGAAAAAGAAAGGACUCGGCAGGUCUCGCAAAGGCGUCAGCAGCCCCAAGGAGCCGCCCUCCGCCCAGGGCCCCAAGCCUACUGGGAGUGGCAAGCCGGGAGAGGGCCACCCGGGAUCUGCUGGAGCUGUCCCUGGGUCGGCCUUGCGGCGCCGCUCCCGACACCGCCUGGACCACUGUGACAUUGCCGCUCAGAGGACAUAUGGGCCGCUGCUCAACCGGAUCUUCGGGAAGGACCGGGAGCUGGGUGCAGAGGAGCUGGAAGAGCUGCAGGCUGCCUUUGAGGAGUUCGACACUGACCGUGACGGCUACAUGGGCCACCGUGAGCUGGGUGAAUGCCUGCGGACGUUGGGCUACAUGCCCACGGAGAUGGAGCUUCUAGAACUCUCACAACAUGUCAAGAUGCGCAUGGGCGGCCGCGUGGACUUCGAGGAGUUUGUGGAACUGAUAGGUCCAAAGCUGCGGGAGGAGACGGCGCACAUGCUUGGGGUGCGGGAGCUGCGCGUGGCCUUCCAAGAGUUUGACAGGGACAGGGAUGGACGAAUCACAGUGGCAGAGCUGCGGCAGGUGGCCCCGGCCCUGCUCGGGGAGCCAUUGGAGGGCUCGGAGCUGGAUGAGAUGCUGCGAGAAGUGGACCUCAAUGGUGACGGCACAGUGGACUUUGAUGAGUUUGUCAUGAUGCUCUUCAGCCCAUGAGGCAUCAGCAGGGCCACCUGUCACCUGCUGUGGGAUCCCGGACCCAGGCUACACUUCCUUGCCCCCUCUGGGCCCCUGGAUGGAGCCGAGGCUCAGACUUCUUACCUGGGAACAUCAUCUGGCAGAGUGAGCCUGUGAGGAUACCCACCAUCCUCAUCCUCACCUCCAGCUUCCUGGAGGAACCCUGGGCCCUGCUGCCUGCCGGCCCAUGAGAGUGAGAUCCAGGACUCUUGAGGCCCUUGGAACUCCCCAACACCGACAGCAAUAACAGCUGAGACCGGGACUGUGCUGGGCAUCCUGGAGACACAGUGUAUUGGCAGGGUGGCCAGCCCCCAGCACUUCUGAGGCUGCAUAAAACUGCUACCUGAAAAAAUGAACUCAGGAGAAGAGGCUGACCCAGCAUUAGACCGGGCUAUGACACCAACCACCAUGCAAAACAACUAGGUCCAGGGUAGAUUCUGUGGGGGAUAUGUGGGCCCAACCCUAUGGAACUACAAGUCCCGCUGGUUAGCUUGAGAGUUGGGAUGGUGAUGGGCUGAGCUAGGUGUGACCAUGGAACUCAGAUGCUCACUGGUACUGGGGCUGGGAACAAGCAGGGCAGGUCCAGGCUGCAGCACCCGCAUGAGCACUCUAAAACAGGGUGUGGGGCAGACUGGGCCGCACCAGCUUGUACAAAGGUCGGGACAGAUGGGGCAGGCCAUGUUGGGUAAGGCCAAGGACUAGCUGGCAUGUGUGAGACCUGGGUCUGGGAGUGGCCUGAGUGGGGGAACCUGGGAAACUCCCCUAGUGGGUCAUAGCUCUCGCUGAUGAGCAUGUGGUCCAGGCCUGCGUGUUGGGCAGGCUGGGCAGGGUAGCUCCAUCUGUCAGCAAGUAUGUAAGUUGGUUUUGGAAGGGGGCAGACUGGGCAGGGCUGAGCAAACCACAGUCCACUGAGAAGUGCAGAAACCAGGAUGGAGUGAAGGUCAUGCCAGGAUAGGCUGCUAUACCUACUGGUUUGCAUGAACCAGGGAUGAGAGUAGAUUGAGUAGGGCCAGGUUGCAGCACCUGCCAGUGAGAGUUAGGACUGGGGACUGGCUGGGCCAGGCCAGGCUGCAGUAUCUGAAGGCAAAGACCAAGACAGGGGAGGGGCUAUGCCAAGCUAGGUCAGAGCAACCACUGGCAUAUGUGAGAUCUGUGGCUGGGAUCAGGCCUGGCUGGGGAGAUAAGGGGAUGCCCUGGGUGGGUAGUGGGUCCUACUGGUGAGUGCGGGGGCUGGAAUAGGGGUUGUGGUGUGGUCUGGAGAUGGCUACAGUCUCCCUCGGCAUGGGU
This is a messenger RNA of Ochotona princeps (American pika), 2097 nucleotides long. Its product is annotated as calcium-binding protein 4. Bases 1 to 789 code for a protein of 262 amino acids. Lineage: Eukaryota; Metazoa; Chordata; Mammalia; Lagomorpha; Ochotonidae. The transcript has 6 exons. Gene Ontology annotation, molecular function: calcium ion binding. The record is from RefSeq and is a predicted model, not a curated record.